Athalia rosae (coleseed sawfly) is the source of this 2596-nucleotide messenger RNA. Its product is annotated as germ cell nuclear acidic protein-like. Lineage: Eukaryota; Metazoa; Arthropoda; Insecta; Hymenoptera; Athaliidae. The coding region runs from base 166 to 1920 and encodes 584 amino acids. The record is from RefSeq and is a predicted model, not a curated record. The transcript is spliced from 7 exons.
GACGCUGCGUCUGUUUCAUAGAGUGAGCUUCUCGCGAGGUAGAACCACGCUGCACGACCACAACCGGAAACCCCGCCGUGCGGAUCUGCAGUCAACGAAACCGCAGGGAACGAAGAAACGAAAAUCGAAAACCCAUUCGAAUCGGCCAGACGAAACCAGAGAGUCAUGAAGUUAGUGAUAGUGUUAGCAGUAUUGUGCUGCUUGGCAUUAGGGGGAUUUGCGUCGCCCCUGCCAAAAUCUACGGCAACUGACUCUGCUGGGGUCGAAUCAAAGGUCGUUGGAAGACAAGCCGCACCUUCUCCAGUCGCUGCAGAUGACGACGAUGACGACGACGACGACGACGACGACGGGGAUGAUAUUUUAGGCAUCGAUGACGGAAUCGUUGACGACGACGACGACGAUGAUGACGACGACGACGACGAUGAUGAUGACGACGACGAAGAAGAUGACAUCUUCCGUUUCUUCGAGGAUAUCAUUACAGGUGAAGAAGAUGACGACGACGAUGACGACGACCAGCCUAGCUCUGCGGCUGCGGAUCCCAUCGCAGCAGCAAACCCGGUUCAAACUCUAUCGGCAAAUCCGAUCGCUCAACCUAUCCAGCCAUUUGUCCCUCCUGCUGUCGUUGAAGACUUGAACGCUGCGGUCGAAGAAGCCGGAUCAAAUGGCUCUGAGAACGAAGAAUUCGACGAGGAGGCUGCCGAUGAACAAGCGGCGAGCAGUAUCGUCGAAGCAAAUGAAGAAGGUGCACAAUCGGUCCCAUUAGCUGCCGAUGUUCCGGCAGUCGUCGCCUCACCCGUUGCCGUAGCGGAGGGAAACGCGGAAAGUGACGAUGACGAUGACGAUGACGACGACGACGAUGAAUUAGGCCUCGAAGAAGGCAUCGUAGACGAAGACGAUGACGAUGAUGACGCUACUGACGAUGACGAUGACGACGACGACGACGAUGAUGAUAUACCAGACCUCACCGAGGCCAGGCGAGCACGCGCGAUGUCGACCACAUCGAGUAACCACGUGCCAGCGAUUUACAUCGCCAAGUAUAACCGUUUCGUCGACAAUAUCUUGGGACGCAUUAACAAAAUUCUUCGUACCAACUACAACCCUGUGACCGUAAAACUGACGAAUCCCAAUGCUAAUUCAAAGUCAAGCAAGAAGAAGUCUAAGGGAAAAGGCAAAAAAGGUACGAAGAACUCGACGAAGAAGAGCGAUGACAGAGGUACCGAAAAAAGUGCUCCUUCAACCGCGAAUAACAACGCGAAUUCUGCAAACAGCAGUUUGAUCAGCAAUAAAUUAGAAUCAUCUACGCCGAUGAAGACUGAGGAUAUCAGGAAUCCUGCCGAGGUUGAAACCACGACCCUCAAAGACCUAGCUUCUGCAUCUACGCAGAAUGCUCUGCCUACAAAUCGAGUGGCGAGUAGAGCUACUGCAACUGGUAGCAAUAAAAAAAAUAAGAGGAAAUCUUCGACCAAGAAAAACAAGACUAAAGCUUCGAAGAGUAAACCGAAAGCCAAAGCUACUCUGUAUGGAUUAUCAUCCCUACAACGAGUUGGUGACGUUUCCGUUAACAUGAUGAGCGAUCACACUACGGUAAGGACGAAAUUUUCGUUGGGUCCCCUCACUCUUAAGGUUGAAAAAGAAUUCGGAAGGUCCGGUAAAAAGGAACUGAGGAGUGCAACCGCAACAACCGCGGAAAUGUCGGGAAAAUUGAAUCUCAGAGUUCUUCAUGGUGGUGCUGCUACUCUGCACUCUAUUCGUGUUCUACAACCAAAACAGGUACGCAUCGAGAGCGCCGAUGACCAUGACCGAACCCGUGAAUUCGUUUGGAAAAGAUCUUCACAUAUCGCACAUGUUGUAUCACAAAAACUAUCAUCGGCUACCAAGUCCAUGCUACGUCCACCACCGACUGCUGUAAGAGCUGCUUAAUUACACGGCAGAAAAUCUUUUCGGUUACUGUAUGUGUCAGAUGGAGUUGAGGAAAUGGAACGAGAAAUGAAAGAAUGCUUGACGAUUUUAUAGGAUAGAAAGAAAAUUUUCCAAAAAUUAGUCGUUUUCUUUUCUUCGUUUUUAUUUGCUCAUUCGAUCAUUGCAUACGUAUAAUGUAAACAUCUCACCUUAUUUCUACAGAGCUCGAUUAUCGUAUACACUGAUCCUGCCAUAUUUUAUGAUAUAGAUUAUAUUUCUAUUUUCUCUAGAAAUUCUGAUCAGUACUGAGCGGUAUAGUCAGCUUAAAUAUUUAUAAUCAAUGUAGGAGGAGCUUAAGAAUAUUUAUUUGAAACGGCGGUAUGAGGACGAUAUAAUUGAAUAUUAUCUAUAGUUUUAAAGGAUACGUUUAUUUAUAAUAUAAUGAGCAGCUGCAAAACGCCGUGGUUUUUCGUAUGUUUGGGUAUUUAUUCAAUAAUUCGAUUUCGUUUCGUUUAGUAAUUUAUUAUAAGGACUCUUAACCGAAACUUGAAAUCAUCCACAACUGCAUACUAACAUAUUUAUUAUCCAUCCAUUCUUGUUACUUCAUUAUUUUUAUUGAUACUCAUUGCAUGUAAAUAAACAGGCAGUGAUCACAGUGAGAAUAAUAUAUGUGAAAUAAAAAUUAUUUCUCUUUUAA